AUGAAUACUCGUACCGAAUGUUCGCCAAGAAUUAUAAAAAGGAUAAUCUCCAAAGAAAAGACAGACGAGGCAUCAAAAUAUGAUUUUUACCGACAAAUUAACCAUUUAUGCAUCAUCAAGCUGGACAAUGAAGCAGACAAAUUGAAUUAUUCUUCGUGGUUAACUAGAUUGGAUAGUGACACUUCAGAUUUAAAAAUGCAUCUUAUCAAAAUCUUAUUUGUAUCGUUGAGGAGUGAUAAAGCUUUUCAAAUGUUUUUAAGACCCCCACCCGAUGAUCUCAAAGAUUUAGAGUUGCGGUCUGAUAAUACAAUGGAUAUGGUUAAAUGGUUACAAGAUCAUAAUAUAGUCGAUGAAACGUUAACUAACGAGCAGAAAAAACAAGAGAUUAUACACAAACGUUCUGCAGCCGUAGCUACAAAUUUGCGUUCUUACACAACGCUCAAAACUUCACCAUACUUUGUUCAAUCGUUCUACGUAAGGUCAGAUUGGCCAAUUUAUACAUGGUAUAAUCCAUCGUCUAUUCGAGUGCCGACUAACCAUGAUCAUAACCAAUGGGAACUAUUCCUAAAUCGUUUUCAAAUUGUAACCGAUGAUAAAGAUUCCAGCAUUAAACACAAAAACGAAUGCGAUGAUAUUAUUCCAAUUGAUCAAAUAUCAAAAGAAGUGGAGACCGUUUUUAAUUGGCAUCCUUGGAGUAUACUGACUAGUGAAGAAAAUAGACCCAAACGAACACCAGGUUCUAUUGCGAUUGAUGUAGAUAUAUCAAGCCAACAAUGUAACCAAAAGCAAAUAGACGAAGCUGCAUUGGCAAUAGUGUUUUGUAAAGAAUUCCCUGGUAAUAAGAUUGUAAGCCGAAGAAUGUAUUAUGAUACACUGAUUCCGGACGCGAAAUUUAUUUUUAAAAUGACGGGUGUAACGUUAGUCGAUUAUUCCAAUGUUAAGUUAAAAGAAGCCGAAAAGCUACCAUUUACUUGCGAAUUAAAAGACUAUAAACGGGCUGCGAAAAACAUCUGCGAUGUCAAAAAAGAAAAGACAGUGUGUCCGUGUGAAAAACCAAUGAUGACUAUUCCUUGCAGAAAAUCAAUUGAGUCGACAUGCCCAAACGAACAAUUGGCAAAAAAGGCGAGCAUGGUGCACAACCAGAGCGAUUGUAACCAGAACUCGACGAAGCUGGAAUGCAAGUCCAAAUCGAAAUGUCUGAAGAGGAAUGUGAAGAAAACCAAGUCGGUGGAACCCUGUAAAUUUCCCAAGGACGACGACGACGGCUGCCCCCCAGACGUCGUCGACGAUUGUAACAACGAGUCGAAAGAAAAGAGAAUCCGUUCGACGGUAUUGAACGCUGGCGGAUCGUCGUCGUUCAACGACAGUUCGACUUGCGAUUGGACCGUGUCUUGCAGCACCGAGUCGAUAUCGACGAGAGAACCCGAACGGGCCCGCAGCGGCGGCAACGUCGACUGCGCGUCCGCCUUGUCGGAUCAAGUGGCUCCCGUCGAAACGGAAAACCGGAAAAGUGCAUCGCCGCUGCACUGCAGCUGCAGCGGUUUGCAGCGGACGGCGGCCACGCCUCCACGCCACAGCCCGAGAACCGCCGCGGAGAGCGUCCGAAAACCGCCCCGAGAACAUCACCGCGGUCGGCGUGAACUCGGCCAUCACGACGGCGCGAACUCGGAACGGACCGCGGGGAACGGAGGACGGGCGGACGCGCCUAUCUACGGCAGCGGUCGGCGAAGAGAGCAGAGGACGAGCACCCCGGAGCCCCCGAGACCCCAUGGCCACGGCCGCAGGGUAGGACAGCGGCCGUGCACCGCCAAAGACCUGCAAAACCGGUCAUGUCCGGCACCGUUUGCGCAAAGCUGCAGGUUGCUGCCCAGCUCUGAGUUGGCGGAACAUCGGCCGCCGACCGCGCCGAGGCGGCCCGACACUUCGGCGGCGGCGCUGUCGUCGUGUUCGGACAGGAGACGCGGCGGCCUGUCACAGCAACAGCAACACGAACCUGCCGGGCCAAGCGGCGACAACAGAUCCGACACGGCUUGGGAUCCGGACGCGGGCGGCAGCUAUUCCGCGUUCUCUGCGACAAUACGCUCGCGGCCGUCGACGCCGUUGCCGGCCAACGAUUAUCACGGCACCGCCGCCGCCGCGGCCGCCAUCAGCGGCGACAACGACGACCUGUCGGACGACUGCGACGACUCCGGCGAGGCGAGCCGCGAUUGGUCCGCCGAAAUACUGCCCGAGGUCGAUCGAUGUCUGUCGUGGACCAGGGUCAUGUGGACCAAUAACCGGUUAGACGACGACAACAACAACAACAACAACAACAACGACUACGGCGACACCGCGGGUUCGCUGCAGUCCACGUCGUCGGCCGCGUCGUUCGACGGUUCGGUUGAAAUGCGUCGGACGGACGACUUUCUGCAGGUGUCGACGACCGACGACGACCGAUAUCCGAGCGACGACGACGUCAGCCUGCAGCGCGAGGACGCCGCGAGCGCGCCGGGCUCUUCGAACACCUGGCCUUGGUCGUCGUCGUCGACGGGCGACUCGAGGAGCGGCCCGCGAGUUCGGGAAUUCGGUGACGUCGGAGCCCCGGACCGGUACGACGACGGCACGUCCCGUUCGUCGGACGGCGGUAACGCGUCCGCGGGACCGGACGACGAUUACCGCGGAGGAUUCGAAACGGACGACGACGAUGACGGCGCGUGCGCGGCUCCGCUGCAGAGCCGUAGGAAUUAUUGA
Molecule: messenger RNA, 2730 nt
Organism: Metopolophium dirhodum (rose-grain aphid)
Lineage: Eukaryota; Metazoa; Arthropoda; Insecta; Hemiptera; Aphididae
Exons: 7
Coding region: 1-2730 (909 amino acids)
Source: RefSeq, a predicted model, not a curated record